CCAUUUCCGAAUUCGUUAUCAUUCAAAUUUGCACUAAGCUUUCAGCUCAAAACAUGAUAUCAUCAAACACAUACGAAUCAUGUGGCCCGAAAUUCGCACUAUCUGAAAUCCAAUCAGCCACCGGAGAUUUCAACGACGCGCAUCUCAUCGGAAACGGCGGAUUCGGCGCCUCCUCGACGGCCGAUUUCCCGUCGCCAUCAAGCGGCUAUCAGCCAAAUCCAACCAAGGCGAGCGCGAGAUCGCAACCCUCACAUAGCUCCGGCACCGCAAUCUCGUCUCGCUGAUCGGCUACUGCGACGAGCAGGGCGAGAUGCUUCUCGUCUACGACUACAUGCCCAACGGAACGCUGGCCGACCACCGCUCUUCCCUCGCGUGGUAUGCAUCGGCACUGCUCGCGGCUUGGAUUCUCUCCACACCGGCAGCUCAAUUGUGCAUCGCGAUGUCAAGUCCACCAACAUCCUCCUGGAUGAAGAUUUCGUCGCUAGGGUUUCCGAUUUCGGCCUCGCGAAGCAAUUGGGGGCGACUAGCCACGUCACUGCAAGUGUUAAGGGCUCAUUUGGGUAUUUCGAUCCGAGUUAUUUCACCACUGGUAGACUCACGAGGAAGAGCGAUGUGUAUGAUUUCGGAGUGGUGUUGUUGGAAGUGAUGAGUUGUGCCUAACCAUGUGGGCUCAUGAGAAGAUUAUUAAGGGUAAAUUAGCUCAGAUUGUAGCUUCCAAUCUCUGGGGAGAAAUAUCGGAGAUUGUCUCAAGAUAUACGUUGAUCUUGCUAAGAGAUGCGUGCAUCAAAAUCCGAUGAAACGACCAACGAUGACUCAGGUAGUAGUGCAGCUUGAGCUUGCACUUGAAAAGCAGGGGAAAACAGAGCCAAUUCCAUCACACUUCUGGCUGUUGAAUGCAAUUUUCAGCAUAGUUAAACUAUAUGGAACAACAGUAGGUUGAAAAAUGGUGCCGAUUUCUGUUCCUGCAAUUCCGCUAGAUUUUAUCAACAUCAUUACUGAUAGUUUUAGCCCAAUGCGUUUGAUUAAUGAUGCAAUCGGUGAAAAAAGUGUGUAUCGCGCAAUCCUGGGAAAUGGAAAGGAUGCAGCAAUAGAAAAGGUUUACAACCAGCAGCCACAACAAGAAUUUCUUCAACAGCAUGAAAAUGUGGUUGAGCUACUCGGUUACUGUGUGCACAGUGAUAAACGCUUCUUGGCUUAUGAAUUCUCCCACCAAUCCUCCCUAUAUGACAUUCUUCAUUGUUCUACAAGUGGUCAGGGCUUGUCAUGGGCGAGAAGAGUUAAAAUAGCCGUAGGGGCUGCAAAAGGACUAGAGUUCUUUCACAAGAGAGGACAGAUUCAUUGCAACAUCCAGUCCAGCAACAUCUUACUUUUCAAUGACAGUAGUGUUGCUAAAAUAGCUGGUUUUGAUCUAUCUACUCGACCCCAUGAUGUCGAGGCAAGUUGUCACGAGACUAUAGUGCCUUUCUCUGCUUUCCUGAGACGAGUUUAUUCCUCCCCAGAAUAUGUGUCGAAUGGGCAGCUCAGUAGUAAGACCGACGUUUACAGUUUUGGUGUGGUCAUCCUUGAACUGCUAACUGGCCGUAAACCAUGGGAUAUGCAGUGGCUUAUGGCGUCGGCAAAACACAAGGACCCUGUUGUUGCUAGGCUCAAGGGAAACAACCUUCGCGUGGCGGUAGCUGCAAAGAUGGCCGAAGUUGCAGCGUUGUGUUUGAGAGACGAAGCUGAUGAUCGCCCUAGCAUGAGUGGCGUAGUACAAGCUCUCCAGCCUCUGUUGGAGUAGUCAUUUCAUCGUCCCCGGGAUUGUUGGCCGACUUUUUGAUGGG
Messenger RNA from Salvia splendens (bonfire salvia), 1823 nucleotides. Its product is annotated as pto-interacting protein 1. Bases 944 to 1780 code for a protein of 278 amino acids. Lineage: Eukaryota; Viridiplantae; Streptophyta; Magnoliopsida; Lamiales; Lamiaceae. Gene Ontology annotation, molecular function: protein kinase activity; ATP binding. The transcript is spliced from 7 exons. Gene Ontology annotation, biological process: protein phosphorylation. The record is from RefSeq and is a predicted model, not a curated record.